CUAACAUUAAAAUUCACAUCAACCACACCACUCAUUCCAAAUUUCAUCAUUUAAAUACACCUUCCAAAUGGCCCCAGGGGCCAUCAAUGCAAAAAAUCUUUCAUAAUUCCUAAAUAAUCCAAACUUCUCUCGAAGAGAGUAUCCAAGCGUAUAGGCAAACCAGUUUCUCGAUUCCAGCAAGUAACAGUGACUGACGCUUUGGCUUUUGCUAAUCGCCACUAAUUUCUAGUAUAAUUUCUCAACGUACAGCUACUAAACAUUACUUGCUCUUUCGUACAGCUAAAUUUUCACAGAAAGUGAGCAACAAUUACAGCAGGCAAGUAGUUAGCAGCCUAAACGAUCUUUGAGGGGGAACUGGAAAAGGUUUUUAAGUACCCAGAAAGGGAGGAGGGAAGCAAUUAUGCCAUCAGGUUCUAAGAAGAGAAAAACUGCUAAGAAAAAUAAGGAACAAGCAGCCAAAAAUGAAAAUUCAUCAACUAAUAACAAUCCACAUGGAAAUGAUGACAGCAAAAGCCAAGAUGAAGGGGACACUUAUGGUGGUGAUGUUGGUUCCCCUGCAUCUCAGGAUGACCAUGGUCACCACCAUCGGUUCAAUCACCGUGAAGAAGAAAGGGAAAGAGCGCCAUCGCCUGUUGAAUCGCAUGUAACCAUGGAGAAGUAUGUGGAUAAAGUCACUAGAGAUGCAGAAAGCAGAGAGAAAUGUGGAUUGGAUGAUGUCGAGAACACGCAUGUUGCUAUUCAGCAUGUUGAGCAUGAUAAGAUUUCUAGCUGCACCAGUAGUUCAGAUGACGAAUCUCGAGCCUCUAAGAAGAAGUCAAGGGAAGAAGCCUAUGUUUUUGGUACCGUCAUGUCUGCAGAAGCUCUGAAAGUUGCUGGAGAUGAAACUCAUGGUACUGAAAUUUCCACGGACAAAUCCGGGUUGAAUGAAAGUGAAGUGAAGUUAUUGCUCUCAUCAGAUGGGAUUUCAAGGGUUGAAUUGGAAGGAAAUGAAGGACAAGUUUUCUCAUACUCGAGCUCUCCACCUGCUGAAGCUAGUAACGUUACGGAAAAAACCCAAGAUUCCGAGCCCCGUGAUCAUUCUAAAAAGCAGCCCCUUGUUGCUUCAACUCCACCGACAGUGCAAACAACCUCGUUCUUAAGUUGCUGUGGAUUGUUCGAUGUUCUUACCGGUUCAGGGAGAUAAUUACAGGUUCAGGUUAACCUUUGAGUAAAAGAAAAAACUAUAUUAUGCUUUCCCUUGUAGUUGGUAGCUCAUAUCCUUUGUGCUUUCGUGGGUGGAUGAGAAUUCUAGGACUAGAAACCGCAACUCGAGACCUGAAAUUAUUGCUUGUCGGCUACCUGUUAUUCUUUCACAAUCUCAUUGGCCUUUUUUCUUUCUUUCCUUAUGGCUUCAUUGCUUAAACUAACCCCCAAUUGGUUUCUGGUUCAUCCUGAUACAUUAUUAUAAGUUAACAGCAUAUUCAGUGACCAAAAUAAUACAACUCGAAGCAACCUCGUUCUGUAAUAUUAUUUUGGUUAUGUAUACAUUUCUUGUUCAUAUACACACAUAUAUGUCUGAUAUGUUCUGUGAUUUCCUAUUUAAUGCAGAACCGUUUUUUCAUGGUGAUUUGAUAGACAAA
Gossypium arboreum is the source of this 1619-nucleotide messenger RNA. RefSeq lists its product as uncharacterized. The transcript has 3 exons. NCBI's taxonomy places the organism in Eukaryota, Viridiplantae, Streptophyta, Magnoliopsida, Malvales, Malvaceae. The record is from RefSeq and is a predicted model, not a curated record. Bases 401 to 1183 code for a protein of 260 amino acids.